Molecule: messenger RNA, 639 nt
Organism: Neospora caninum
Lineage: Eukaryota; Apicomplexa; Conoidasida; Eucoccidiorida; Sarcocystidae
Product: Derlin-1, related
Exons: 2
Coding region: 1-639 (212 amino acids)
Biological process (GO): endoplasmic reticulum unfolded protein response
Cellular component (GO): Hrd1p ubiquitin ligase ERAD-L complex; endoplasmic reticulum membrane
Molecular function (GO): misfolded protein binding; ubiquitin-specific protease binding
Source: RefSeq, a predicted model, not a curated record
AUGGCCCAAAUCGACAUCUUCUUCUCGCACCUGCCUCCUGUCACGCGCUUCUACCUGUUUUGCUCGACGGCGCUGAUGCUCCUGUGCACCCUCGAGAUCGUCUCGCCCUUCUCGCUGUACAUCAACUACAACCUAGUCGUCCAACGCGGCCAGCUCUGGCGAAUCUUCUCGUGCUUCCUCUUCUUCGGAACCUUCUCUCUCCACUUCUUCUGGAACGUCUACGUCUUGAUUUUCUACUGCGCAACUCUCGAAGAGCACCAGAAGAGCGCCGCCUUCCUCUGGAUGCUCAUCACCACCGGCGCUCUCCUCCUGGGCCUUUCGUACCUCUUUGGCGUCAGUUCCUACUUCUUCAGUGGGUCCAUGAUCAACGUGAUGACCUACAUUUGGGGCCGAAGAAAUCCGAGCACGCGACUCUCUGUCUUCUUCAUCUCCGUCAGUGCGCCGUAUCUACCCUUUGUCCUCGCCCUCAUGUCUGUGUUGGUGGGGUGGAGCAUUGCGGACCACGCGAUCGGCAUCCUCGUGGGGCAUGUGUACUACUUCUUCGAGGACAUCUACCCUCUUCUGCCGACAAGCAAGGGUCGGCGGUUCUUCCGAACGCCGCGCAUGCUUCUCUGGCUCUUCCGAGAGAGUGCAGACUGA